AUGCAUCUCUACACUUAUCAAUAUAUUACCUAUCUAUCAACACAUCUCUACAUCUACCAAUUCUUUACCGAUCUAUCUAGCAAAACAGCAGUACAUCAACAAAUUCUAUACCUAUCAAUCUACCAACACAUCUCUAAAAUAACCAAUUCUCUAAAUAUCUAUCUAUUAACGUGUCACUAUAUCUAUCAAUUCUGUAUAUAUCUAUCUGCCAGUACAUUUCUAUAUCUAUCACUGUUUUAUCUAUCUUCUAACACAUCUUUAUCAAUUUUGUACCUAAAUGCUAACAGAUCUCUACAUUUACCAAUUUUGUACCUAUCUAUCUGCCAACACCCGCCCUGGACGUUGUUCUGUUUAUAUUUGGUGCCGUUUCAUUUACCCAAUUGUGCGUCCGCGUCUGGAUUGGUUCGACUUGGCGGAGAGACACCAAGCGAAAACCCACCUGGCUUCCUUGAGAUCAAAUUCACAGCGUGGGAAUGGAGUUCACUGUGGGUGGAGUCGACUCAGAAACCGGCUUCUAGUUACCUGCCUCGUCGCUGUCGACAAAGAAUUCGUUCCAGGACGAGGGACCUUCGUGGUCUAGUUCCCGGAAGGCCGAUCCAGCGCCAAGGGGCGGUUACAACUGUAUCUCCCAACACAUCUUUACAGCUACCAAUUCCGUAG
Messenger RNA from Acanthosepion pharaonis, 660 nucleotides. NCBI's taxonomy places the organism in Eukaryota, Metazoa, Mollusca, Cephalopoda, Sepiida, Sepiidae. The record is from the annotation of a GenBank genome assembly.